CUCAGAUACUCCUCCACGUAUUGAACAGUUUCCAUUCAGGAACGUGCCUUAGUGCUUGGUGUGGUUUUUCAAAGUUUGGUUGCAUCUGAAUCCGAAGAAAAUAUCUAACUUCAGUUAGGAUUCUAUCUUUGGAGUGUUGACACUCACUCACCUGAAUUGGACGGUCUUCUUCGUGGGUACAGUGAUUGGAGCUACUAUCGCACAUCUACAGUGAUUGGUAGAUGCUCUCAUAGUGUGGAUAGUGCAUAUUGACGGUUAAGUGUUUUGCGUUAAAGAUAGAUGUAACCUUUGUGGAUGCUUUCUCUUGAUGUGGUAAAGUCGACAAUUACGUACUGUUCCAUUUCGGUUUUUGGUCGUUUUGCAUUUAGUGGAAAAAAGUGUGGAAAAGUGUUAAGAGUUUUUUAAUAGUUCGCGUGUAUCGUACAUUUUCCGACAAGUCUAGAAAGCUGCGAAUUCGGUUCAAUUUUGCGUUAGUGGCAGUAGCAAAAAAGUUUAAAUAUAUUCUGUUUGGUUUGCGGAUAUUUACACAAAUCUACGCACUUAGUUCUGAAUCCGAGUUAGUGUAAAAGUAAGAAAAUUUGAAAGUGUUGAGGAUAUCUGGUGGAUAAAUGGUACCUUUAUAACAAUUAUACUUGUAUACGCUUAUUGUAAGAGUUAAGAUACAGAAAUACACUUGCUGCGGGAGUGCACGUUUUUGUAUCGGUCCAAAUUGCAUGCAUUCGAAUUCUAUUCAAAACUAGUGAAUAUUAGCGCUGCAAGGCAAUCUGAAUAUCAUACGUUUAAGUGCAGCACGAGUUGAAGUCCCAAUACUGACAUAUUUUGAUACUCAGCAUCUACAGAGUGGCUGCGGUACCUCCACAUAAAUAACGACAUAAAGUCAACAGCUCUGUGGGAUUAGUAAUCGUAAGCAAAAAGUGGAUAAUUUUGCAAUCUCCAAGAUUUUCAUCAUUCUCUCGACAACAACGUAGCAUAGUUACCUCGACGAUUAUUUUGGUGCUUUCGCUGAAGAGAACGAGUCAGCAUUCGAACAUCGAGCGCUUGCUAAUGAUGUCGAAAUGAUAUGGUUCGGCGUCAUCUCAACAUCACAAUUGGAAUAAAAUCAAAGCUUCAUCAUUAAUCAUGGACACCGACGAAGUUAUCAAACUUGUUGACGGGGUGUAUAAGAACAUCCUAGAAAAGUUCAAUCCAGGAGCCCGUCAACUUAUAAAUGCUGGCAAGGCGUACUUGAAAGCACUUCAUGGUGCUGCUGCUGCCUCAAGACUUUUCAAUGAAUCGUUACUAAAAAUUGCAAGCAAUGCUCAACAUGGCGGAACUAAUGAUAUUGGUGCAGCGCUGAUGAAUAUCGUUGAAGUGUACAAAGGAAUUCAAGAUCAGCAAAUGAAUAUUUUAAAGGCUUUCUAUGUCGACCUUUUGGUCCCAUUGGAAACUAACCUGGAGAAAGACACGAAAGUCGUACAAUUUGAGCAGAAGAAAUUUCUUCAAAAUCAUAAAAUAAGAACGGAAAGCUAUAGUAAGGCGGCGGCUACCAUGAAAAAGCAACGUAAAAAGAAAAAUAGCCCCCAAAGCACCGACAAAGAUAUCAAGAAUAUUCAGGCCCUGGAGGAACAGAAAAAUAAAUUAGAUGCAUUUUGUGAGCAGAGCUUUAAAAACGCCAUGACGCAAGAGAGACGAAGAUACGGCUUUGUUUUGGAAAGACAAUGUUCCCUUGCUAAACACUGGAUGGCCUAUUACACAGCUGGCAAAGGUGCAAUUGAAGCCAACUUGGAUAAUUGGAGUGAAAUUGCUGCAUCGCGGGAAACCUUACCACCACAUAUCGAUAAUGUCUUUGCAAAGAGAAUGGCCGAAAAACUCCGAGACGAUGAAGAAAACGCUUCAGUUACAUCAGCAUUGCGUAAGACCCAUAGCGUAGAUGCCUCAUGUUUAGAUAUGCGCUCAUUAGGUGAUCUCGCGACCACUGCCAUGUGCAUGCCACGCGCUAAAUCAGAAUUCAAUUUGACAUCAUCAUCACCACAUGACAUGAGAGUACUUUCAGAUGAAAACUGGGACCAACGACCGGUAGUAAAAGCACUUUAUGCCUACAUAUCGUCAGGAGAAAAUCAACUGAGCUUCCUUGAAGGCGAUCGUAUCGCCUUAGUGGGUAAUCGCGCCAAAGGUUGGCAAUUUGGUGAAAAUCUUCGUACUCAAAUGUUCGGAUGGUUCCCUAUCGCCUACACCGAGUCGGAAAAUUUCAAUCAAAAGGAGAAUAUUUAUGAUUCACGGCCUUCUCAUCAUAUGAACGGAAAUCAUAAUAAAUAUAAGGCAGAGUCUUCCGUAGAAGUAACUGAGGAAUCAGUAGUAUCGCGUCAUCGUUCAUCGUAUCAUUCAGAAUCAUCACCAACUAGAAUGUUUGGUGAUACACUGAUGUUCCGGCAGUCGAAACAGUAUCGUCGAAACAAUGAGGAGCCAAAACCAGGUCCACCACCAGCUCUACCCGCUCCCGUCCCAGCACCAAUUGUGCCUGCAUAUAAAAGCAAUAUCAGCCAAUCCCGUAGCUUCUGUUCUCCGGUGGGUCCACCAUUAAUUGAGAAACGAAGACCAGGACCGACAAAUAAUUACUCAAGGGUUAUAACAAAUAAACAAAAACCAAAUCGUGAGGGAGUUACCAGCGCUUCAUUGCAUAGCAGUAAUGAUAGUGGAUUUGCUAAUGAGCCUCCGCCGCAGCCUGAAGUAGACUAUUCAGAUGAAGAGCAAUCGAAUAGAGUUCCAAUCAGAUCGCCACGAUCAGCUAGAAAUUAUCAUGAAGCUAAUGGUCGUUCAGCUCAAGCUUAUCGCAACAGCGAAUCAGCUAGCACGCUCCAAACACGUUACAAAACACAAAACGGCAGCAGCAACACUCUACAACGGCCCCAACAGAACGGUAAUAAUAGCACCAUAAAUCGACCACAAAGCUUGAAAAAUCUCGGUGACGAAACCACCGACACUGGUUACCACACAACUGAGCGCAAGGGAAAUUUAAUUAAGAGGACGAAGUCAUUUUGGAAGUUUGGUAAAUCGGACGAUAUCCUAGAGGGAAUGGCCAUGUGGCGUCAUCGGGAUCUGGUAUCAAUUGAGAAAGACCAAAACGGAAAUGAGGUCAGCGAGAGUACCCAAAAGAAGAAUAUUAAAAAUCAAAACAUGACCAACGGAAAUGGUGUAAACAUGAAGCGCAGGACUAUGGAGAGUACCGACCAAGCUACUGAAGACGAAAGUAUCUAUGGAGUACAACAAUCACGUUCUUCUUCAAACAUAAUGUCGACCCCACAAAAAAUGAAUCAGAGCAAGAAUAGUUAUUACAAUGGCAACGGCAAGAAUACCAGCGGAACGGAGUACAAUGGCAACUACCAAGACAGCAAAAUUGACACCAAGGAUUACAGACGCCGCCAGCAAAUGUACUAUGAACAGAAUACAAAUGCAAAGAAUUCUCAUGAACAACUUGAUAUGAACGAUGACGAUAAAUCGUCAUUGGAUGGUGACAAUGAUGAUACCGAGACCUUAACAAUGCAUAAUAGUAACUUCUUUGAUGAUGAAAGUGUUGAAGAAAUCGUCAUGAAGACUGUCAAACGCCAUGAAAUCCUUAAGCAAUAUGACACCAGUGGAACUGACUCGGAACCACAUUCAAGCAGUUCCGAUGCAUACGAUUGCAUAGUUGUCGAUGAUCAUCUCGUUCGAAGAGCUCGAAGCAACCGUCGUAAGGACGAAGAUAAAAUGGAAUUCAAAACAUUCCGAGAUAAUAGCCAAAACGGGGGUGGCAAUAUGGAUACACCUCCAACCACUGGACCCAUGUUACCACGAACCAAACUUUCUAAAGUACCAAAUCCAAUCCAUGCACCUGAUGUGCACUCCAAUAGAACAUCAGACCACCAGCAAUCUAAGGAUAUGAACGGUCACACCCAAAAUCAAAAGAUGUCUAAGGAUCGCAAUUCAAAAACUUAUGGUCCUUGGUAUGACUUGUGGGGUAAAGAUCCAAGCAGUCCGCAGAAAGCAUAGAAUGUUACGCAAACAAUGAGAUUUUGCAUUAAAUUCAUAUCAUGAGUACUUAAAAGUGUAGUAUUAGUUUGCCAUGUUGCUCCGUUUCAUCUUUCGUAGUUAUUACAUUAACUCAGAUGAAACUGUUGGCAACGAAUAAAAAUAAUCUUUAAUUUUGUUUUAAACAAUAAAAGCUACCCUGGCCGAUUAAUGGUGCUACAACUAAAAUAUAUAUUAUUUUAUCGUUAUGUUUUUAUUUGUUUUCAUUGAGAAUAUAUAUUGAAAAUAUAAUUAAAUGUAUAAUGUUUUGGGUUGAAGAAAUUAUAAUAUAACUGCAUAGUGCCAAACUCACUCCUUAUUGUUUUCAAUAAUAUGCAAUUUCAUUUAUUUUCUUCAGUUUAUUUUAUUAUAAAUACAAAAUAA
Molecule: messenger RNA, 4407 nt
Organism: Hermetia illucens (black soldier fly)
Lineage: Eukaryota; Metazoa; Arthropoda; Insecta; Diptera; Stratiomyidae
Gene: IRSp53
Product: brain-specific angiogenesis inhibitor 1-associated protein 2
Exons: 14
Coding region: 1120-4005 (961 amino acids)
Biological process (GO): plasma membrane organization; positive regulation of actin filament polymerization; actin crosslink formation
Cellular component (GO): cytosol; nucleoplasm
Molecular function (GO): protein binding
Source: RefSeq, a predicted model, not a curated record